Protopterus annectens (West African lungfish) is the source of this 906-nucleotide messenger RNA. RefSeq names its product mediator of RNA polymerase II transcription subunit 1-like. The coding region runs from base 1 to 906 and encodes 301 amino acids. The record is from RefSeq and is a predicted model, not a curated record. Lineage: Eukaryota; Metazoa; Chordata; Ceratodontiformes; Protopteridae. Gene Ontology annotation, molecular function: nuclear vitamin D receptor binding; nuclear retinoic acid receptor binding; nuclear thyroid hormone receptor binding. Gene Ontology annotation, biological process: cellular response to thyroid hormone stimulus; regulation of transcription by RNA polymerase II. The transcript is spliced from 6 exons. Gene Ontology annotation, cellular component: mediator complex.
AUGGAGAGGGACCUUGGUGCACGUAUUGGUGGCAUUGAAAAGGUCCUGUGUCAUAUUGCAGAGAUGAUGCCAUGUCUAGCACUGACCCAGGUAGCUGAUGCAGGAGAUAGUGGUGACAGUUCUAAGGGGGAGCAUGCCAAUCCAUUGAAGGUGAUUUUAAAGAACACAAAGAAACCAAAGCCAGUUUGCCGAAUCUGCCUCCAACGAAAGUGGAGAUUGCCUUUUUUUCAACUGUUGCAUGACAUCAGAGUUGGACACCUAAUGAACCUCAAGUAUUAUGUUUCACCGUAUGACUUAUUUGCGGAUACUGGAGAGCAAAUAAUUCUGAAUGACAAUAAUGUUCCUCGUUCCCUUGGUAUGAAUGUUUCUGUGACUAUUGAAGGGACAGCACUGAUGUACAAGCUUCCUAUUGCACCACUUAUCAGUGGAUCCCAUCCUGUUGACAACAAAGGCACCCCUUCCUUCACGUCUGUAAACAGUGCCAAUAGUGUUGACUUUCCUGCUUGCUUUUUUCUGAAAUUCCCUCGGCCUAUUCCUGUUUCCAGAGAAUUUAUCCAGAAAAUUCAGAAUUGCACAGGUAUCCCUGUGAUGGACUCUAUACCUCAGUUUGUUCCCUUAUAUGAGCUGAUAACACAGUUUGAGUUAUCAAAAGAUGAUGAUAGCAUUCCUCUGAACCACAACAUGCGGUUUUAUGCUUCUUUACCAGGACAACAGCAUUGCUAUUUCCUGAACAAAGAUGCUCCUCUCCCUGAUGGCAGGUGCCUGCAAGGAAUGCUUCUCAGUAAGAUCCCAUUCGUACAUCCAGGCCAAGUGCCGCCAAUCUUAGACUUCAUCCGCAAUCAAGUGGCGUAUAAUUCCUUAAUUGGUAGCUGUGUCAAGCGGACCAUACUUAAAGAACGUAAGUGA